Messenger RNA from Dentiscutata erythropus, 467 nucleotides. The record is from the annotation of a GenBank genome assembly. NCBI's taxonomy places the organism in Eukaryota, Fungi, Glomeromycota, Glomeromycetes, Diversisporales, Gigasporaceae.
CUGCAUCCCCUGUGUCCGGUGCAUUCCUUACACCUGCGCCCAAUACACCUGCGCCCAAUACACCUGCGCUCAAUACACCUGCGCCCAAUACACCUGCGCCCGAUGUAUCUACACCUGUGUCCCCUCAAUCUGCACCUGUAAAAACACCUGAACCUGAUGCAGCAAAAGCCAAUCAAAAAAAUUCUACCAAACCAUUAAUUACAACGACUUUUAGUAGUACUAUGACUACAGUUAUUCCAGAACAUACUGAGGCGGUUACGACAACUGAUCCAAAUGGAAAUGUAGAGAUAGUAAACGCCGUCGUCCCAGCAAGCACUGUUGUGGCUGUUAAACAAGUAGUGUCUGCUGUUCCUGCCGACGAUCAAUCUAUGAGUUAUUCCUCGGCCAAUUUUAUCAAAUUUAAUGCCGGCUGGGGAGUAUGUUUAAGUUUAGGUCUUGGUUUUAUGAGUUUUAUAUUUGUUGCUUAA